Messenger RNA from Wickerhamiella sorbophila, 3255 nucleotides. RefSeq names its product Clustered mitochondria. Gene Ontology annotation, molecular function: mRNA binding; protein binding. The transcript has a single exon. Gene Ontology annotation, cellular component: cytoplasm. NCBI's taxonomy places the organism in Eukaryota, Fungi, Ascomycota, Dipodascomycetes, Dipodascales, Trichomonascaceae. Gene Ontology annotation, biological process: intracellular distribution of mitochondria. The record is from RefSeq and is a predicted model, not a curated record. The coding region runs from base 1 to 3255 and encodes 1084 amino acids.
AUGUCCGACGAUCUGGUAGCUCUGGCUAUCCAUUCGCCGUUCCGCAAAGAUCCGUUCAAUGUAAAUAUCCCUCCAACUGAGUUGGUUUCAACGAUCAAGCAGCACCUGGUUUCUUUGAGCCAGCUCCAUCAGCCGCUUAGUGCUUUCGUUUUGCAGUUCAACAACGAGCCGGUCAGCCCGCUGGUUUCCGUCCAGGAUGCUGGUCUUAAAUCAGGCGAUGCAUUGUACAUGGUGCCUAGCAAAUACACUUUUGCCGAGGCCGUGCAGCAUAUCCGCCAAACCCGUGAGAUCCUGGGUCUCAAAUCCACCGUGCCGGUUCUCCCCGCGGUGAAUCAGGGUGCCGUGGCUAUCACUUCGUUCAAGGCUGACGCCAAGAAAAAGAAUGGUAAAAAGGCUAAGAAAAGUGCUGGCUCGGACACUGAUCCCACUAUUCCCGAGUCUCAUGCCAUCUUCUCCGGUGCGAACCCCGAGAACCCCCGUUUGAGCUCUGCGGUCGCUGAACCCAACCAGGUAGCUCCUGGCCCGGUCGCUCGCAGCCUCCAGCUGUCAAACUGGAAUCCUGUCACUCCCAUGCGCAAACUUCAGGGCCAUUUGAUGUACCUCAAGUUCGUUGCUAGCGAUUUCAAAACUUUCCAUAUCACCUCGACAGUUGACGGUUUCUACGUUAGCAAUUCCACGGAUCAGAAGUUCGGUCCUUCACCUAAAAAGAAUGAUGGCGUCGAGCACGUCUCAUUGUUGCGUUUGAUUGGUCUUGUUUCUCCUUCGACUCUGAACGCUGUCGAGCGGACUGCCAACCAGCUCGCCAAGCAGCCUCCUUUGGCUUGGAUUCCAGCAAAGAACACUAUGUUGAGUGUUCCUUGGGUAUGUGGUAAGGUUGAAGAGCCUACGGGUGAUUUAGCCCUCACUCAGAUUGUUCUGAAUGUGGACUUGUCUGCCGAAACCAAGGACUGGAAUGAUGAGCUGCAAAUGUCAUUGGAAAUGCCCAUUAUUGACGAGGAGGGUAAUUACUCGGUUCGUGACCGUAUUCUUCGCGAACAGCUUGUUAUCUCUACUGUUCAUGGUUUCAACAAGGCUGCCGUACAGGGUGUCAUGGACAUCGUCGAGGGUAACAUGCUGGCUAUGAAUCCUGACGAGCAGGAGGGCUCUAGAAUUUACUUGCGUAACGGUAUCUUUUACUACUUGGCAACCGACGCUUCUGGUGCUUUUGCUGAGCUGGGAGGUAAUGCCGCUGCCCGAGUCACUGCUGGUAAGGAUUUGAAAAACAUCGAAUCCAUCUUGGCCCUGGGCAUCGAGGGUAUCUGCCCCGUUCUCACCUCUGUUGUUGAUUACUGCGGCCGUCGCGUUGUUGCCCAGGCACCUGUUCCUGGUGUGUUCCGUGAAAUCGACGAGGAACAGAUCCAGUAUGGAAUCAAUGAAGGUCGCGAGAAGGUCUUUGCUAAAGAGGACUUAGAGGCGUGCCUUUCUAAAGUCGCAGACUUUUUCCACCUAAAGAAACACACUGUGUACGCCAAAACCAACAAGGCUGACCUCGUCACAUCCAUGGAUACCAAGGUUAUGAGGGGCACUGAUGGACGCGAGUAUCUUCUUGACCUUUAUCGUCUCACCCCCCCUGACCUCUCUUUCCUUGACGCUAAUCCUGAUUAUAUUCAUAAGAUGGCUCUUUUGCGUCCCGAGGCGGUCAAAGAGUGGUUCAGUGAAAAGGCUCGUCCUGCAGUUACCGAAGCUGGUGAAGAAGGUCUUACCCAGGACCAAAUUUCUGACAUUAUUGCCAAGUACAGAUUGAAUCCGGACGUUUUCAUUGAUGAAGCUGAUAUCCCCAAAGAAGACCUCGAGCAGUUCCGCGCCGACAAGGAGGCUGUUCUUGAGGCAUCUGCUUUGAUCACCACAAAACACAUUCCUAACUAUAUUGAAGCUCUUGUUGAAGGUAAGGCUACAUAUCCUAUGGACGGUGCUCAAUUGACCGCUGGCAUGCACGCUCGCGGUAUCAAUAUGCGUUAUUUGGGCGCGCUUCAUGCAGCAACUGGAGAGAACCCCCUCUUUGAUAAUUUGCGUUCUCUUAUCCAGCAGGAGACUGUUGUUCGUGCCACCAAGCACUAUGUGAACCGUGUUGUUUCCGCUCUUUCUCCUUUGGACGCUCAUGCUAAGAUCGCAGACAUUGUCAACCAAAUGCGCAGUGGUCAGCCGCCCGCCGAGCUUGUGGAAGAAGUGCAGCGCCGCUUCCGCUUCAAGUUGCCAAACGACUGGGCGACUCAGCUUAGCCGCCGUUCGUUCCUGCGCGAACUCUCACUUCAGCUUGGCCUACAGUGGUCUUCUAGCGUUUUGGAAUCUAAAACUGUUCAAGCAUCCCAGCUACUUGCUGUUGUCCCCAAACUCCGCUCCGUCCAGCACGGUUCUUCUGUUGCUGAUGAAGCUCUAGACACUGGACGUCAGUCUGUGGCUCAGGGUGAUAUCGAACCUGGUCUCGAAGUAAUUUCUGAGGCAGUUUCCUUGUUUGAUCAGAUUUAUGGUGCGGUUCACCCCGCAGUUGCUCGCGCUUACAGUGCCGCAUCUUUGGCCUUCAAUGAACAAAAAGACUUUGAUCGUGCUGCCGAGUAUGCCCGUUCUGCAAUUGCUGUUAAUGAACGUACACAGGGCCUCGAUGCUUGCGAUACUUUGGUCAUGUACAAUAACCUCGCGUUCUUUGAGCGGGGGCGUGGAAAUCUCUCCCUUGCUCUCGACUGCACCAAACAUUUCCUCGAUCUUUGGGAACAGGUUGGAUUUGAGGGCCACCCUGACACUGCUACUUCGCUUGUAAAUGUUGGUGCAAUGCUUCAGGAGGCCAAGCUUUAUGAGCAGAGCUUAGAGUGGUUCAACAAGGCAAUCGCUCUUUUGGAGCAUGCCUACGGUGACAACAGUAUCCACCUUGCUACACCGAAGUUCCAGAUCGCUCAGUCUCUCCUUGUCACUGGCAAAUACAAGGACUCGGCUCGUGCCAUGGAACAAGCUCAUGACCUGUUCAAAGCCAAGUUUGGUGCGGAGAAUACUAACACUAUCGAGUGCAAGAAGUGGCUUGACUAUUUGCUCUCCACUGCCGUGAAGGACCAGAAGGCCGCCAAGAUGCGGGUCGCAGCUGCAGCUCAAGCCAAACUCUCUUCACAGUCCUUAAGGACUAAUGGUACUCCUGUCAUCGGCAAACAAUCUGCCAGCGAAGUCCUCGCUCACAUCAACAGCAGUGAAAAGAGGAAGUCAAAGAAAAAGAAGUCAAAGAAGCAUUAG